GCUGCUUUCCUGUUGCCAAUGCUACACUACAUACUUGACAAUAACUGCCCAAGCAAUGCAUUUGAGGAACCAGCCCAACCAACUGGACUGGUAAUCUGCCCAACCAGAGAGCUGGCUAUCCAGAUCAUGCGAGAGGCUCGAAAGUUUUCUCACAGCUCAGUUGCAAAGUGUUGUGUGGCUUACGGUGGAGCUGCAGGAUUCCACCAGUUGAAGACCAUUCAUAGUGGAUGCCAUAUUUUAGUAGCAACACCAGGAAGAUUACUGGACUUCCUUGAGAAGGGCAAAAUUGUCUUCAGCAGUCUGAAGUAUCUGGUUCUUGAUGAAGCAGAUAGAAUGCUGGACAUGGGCUUUUUGUCGAGCAUCAAAACAGUGAUAAAUCACAAGACAAUGACACCAACUGCAGAACGCAUAACAUUGAUGUUCAGUGCUACAUUCCCCCAUGAGAUUCAGGAACUAGCAUCUGCCUUUUUGAACAACUAUUUGUUUGUUGUUGUUGGAACUGUUGGAGCAGCAAACACUGAUGUCAAACAAGAGGUUUUGUGUGUGCCCAAGUUUGAGAAGAAGGCAAAGUUGGUAGAGAUGUGUGAAGAAAUUUUAAUCAGUGCUGAUGAUGAGAAGAUCUUGGUAUUUGUUGAACAAAAGCGAGUAGCUGAUUUUGUUGGUACUUACCUCUGUGAAAAGAAAUUCCGGGCCACCACUAUGCAUGGGGAUCGUUACCAAGCACAGCGUGAACAAGCAUUAUCAGAAUUCAGGACUGGUGUUCACAAUAUCCUGGUAGCUACAGCUGUUGCAGCUCGUGGUCUUGAUAUCAAGGGGAUUGGUGUGGUAGUCAAUUAUGAUUUACCAAAGGACAUUGAUGAAUAUGUACACCGCAUUGGCCGGACUGGACGUCUUGGGAAUCGAGGCUUGUCCAUCAGUUUCUAUGAUGAUGAAACUGAUGCUUGCUUAACAAAGGACUUGGUGAAGGUUCUGAGUGAGGCCAAUCAAACUAUCCCAGACUGGCUGACACAAAAGGCAAAUGCAAGUGGCCAUGCCCAAACUUACCAUGGCAGUGGUCUGUUUGCAUCCUCUGAUAUAAGGUCAAAG
This is a messenger RNA of Penaeus vannamei (Pacific white shrimp), 1086 nucleotides long. NCBI's taxonomy places the organism in Eukaryota, Metazoa, Arthropoda, Malacostraca, Decapoda, Penaeidae. The record is from RefSeq and is a predicted model, not a curated record.